CAUCAAUUGACCGUUCGAAUUCCGGUCUCAACACGUUUUCUUUCAACCCCGCCAUCAUCUUUAGUGAUUAUGGCUGACACAGAGAACAUUCCCCGAACUACCGACCUCGAAACUGCGGUUAACUUUGCUGCCGAGGAUGGCGUGUCUCCUGAACCUCAUGAUGAACAUGAGGCGUUUGUCGUGGUAGAAGACCCAGUCACACAGGGCGAAAUUGGCUCGUCUGCCGAUGGCGCAGUAGAUGAUGAUGUGAUCAAUCAAAUAGUCAUGCAGGAAGCCACGCAGCCCGGUGACACGCCUAAGGAUGCUGCACCUGCCACAAAGCCGGAGGUGACUAAGAAGCUCACUGCUCCAAAGGCCGUCUUGAAAAUAGGAAAGGAGAAACCAGUCAUAUCCGCUAAAGCUGUUCCGACAAGAUCUGCACCGCCUACGCCAACCGUGAAGAAGGUAUUGAAUUCUGGCACGUUUGGAUCUGGCGCUACUAGUACGAAACCAAGCCCUGCGAGCAAGGUCCUUACUUCAACUCCUCUCACUACUGCGAAAACCACCCCUUCUGCUCCUUCAUCUUUGAGGAAAUCUAUCAGCACUCCCCCUGCCAAUUCGCCAGUAAAAACAGCGUCCACCAUGGCGUCUUCUAGAAGCCCUCCCGUUCCCCCAUCUCGCCGAUCAUCCGUGCUCCCUCCAAGGGCGCCAUCUGCUACGGGCAACCCUCCGCCAUCAAAGUCGAGGGGUUCUUUAUUGGCAUCCUUAACAUCUUCCAAACCUCCAGCUGAAGCCAGCGCACCUUCGCGCUCUUCUGUUAUUUCUCCUUCUGGUUCCACUGCGUCAUUGAGGUCCAAUGCCGCUGCUUCUGCUGUCUCUCGUCCUCGUGCUUCAAUAUCAGAUGUUGUGAGGAGAACGCCUUCAACGUCAUCCUCGAAGGGAAACUCUUCGAUAGUGGCCCCUACGCGACAGGCUACUUCAAUCUCAUCCAUUCGAGAAGUUAAUGAUGGAAAAUCUGUAGAAGAGAUGCAACAGAAACUCAAAGAGGCGAUGGAUGCGCUCUCAGUAAAAACGCAGGCGGUUGCCGACCUUUCAGUAGCUCUAGAUACGGCUCGUGCAGAUGCUGGAGCAAGUCAAUCUUCACUUCUGCAGCUGCAGCAAGAGAGGGCUGCUGCUGUAUCGGACCUGCAAGAACUCAACGCUACUUUGCAACGAGAUCGCGCUGAACAUUCACGGGUCCUUAUUCUACUCGAGUCCAUGAAGCGGGAGCUUGAUGCGGCAAAGUGGGCGUCAUCUAACCACACUAAUAAUGUUUAUGACCUCCAGAGUCAAGUAGUUUCUCUCACAGCUGAACUGGUUGCAGCUCGCGAGAACUUUGAGACUCUGCGCGCCUCAAGCGAGCGAUCUUCUUCCGAAGCAGCAGCAGCAGCUCAAAGCGAGCGCGAGGCUGUUCUUAGGGCAAGGACCGACUACGAAACUAUUAGCGCAGAACUGGAAGCGUUGAGAGCUUCUCACGCUUCUACAAUUCAAGAUUUCCACGUCAGGCUGAGUGAAACCGACGAGCGAGCCGCUGAUGCAGACGCUCUCGAAGCCCAGGUCAGGCAACUCAGGGCGGAGCGCGAGGAAAACGCGAACAAGCUCUCAGAGCUGGAGGUCGAGAUUUUGGAGUUGAAGGAGAGUCAAGAGCAAGCAGAGGACGACCAUGCGAAGGUACUUGACCGCCUCAAAGGGGUGGAGGAGGAACUAGCCCAUGCCGUCGCAGCCACUCAGAGUGCUCUUGCUGCAUCUAAAGUCAGAGAGGAACAACACGCUGAACAGAUGACUGAGGUCAAGGAAGCUCACAGUGGCGAGCUGCAAACCGCCACCGAUGAGCUCUCCAAUAUUGUUGCCGACCUUGCAGCAUUGCGGGAAGAGCUCGCUGCUGCUCAUGCAGCCCAUGAGCAGACAAAGAUCGAAGCUCAGAAUACUGCCGAGGAGCAUGAGCGUCAGAUCGAGGAGACCGAAAGUGAAUUUUUCUCCAAGCAUCUUGAGCUUUCGGAGGAGAUCAAGAGAAUCACUAUCGAGCUGGAGAGUCAAGAAGCACGCUACAAUGCUAAAGUUGAUGCUCUUAAGGCGGAGCACGAUUUGCUCCUGCAGGAGGCAUUUGAACGUGCUAAGAAUGAAGCUGCAGAUGUACAUAGCGAAGACCUUCAAUCGCUCCGUGCUGAAUCACAAGCGACAAUUGAACAGCUCCGUAGUGCCCACCAGUCGACGGUGGAUGGACUGAAAGCAGACCAUGAAGACGUUCUCACAUCGCAGGUCGGCGAUCUGGAGAAGAAAUUAAGUAACCAGAGCCUCGAGCUACGUGCUACGCAAGAUGAUCUUGCCAAAGCCAAGACAGCGCUAGAGUCUUCGCGGUCUGACGCGGAAAGCCUCAAGGCGCAGCUUGAAGAUGCCCGGGCGGCAUUCGUCGCCGCUUCCACCUCUGCUGACCAGGCGUCCGAGAUCGAUCGCCUGACGAAAGAGCUUGCCAACUUCCGUGAUGAGAAUGUCAUGCUUAACGACGUUCUUACCGUCACAAAGGAAUCCCUUUCGGAAAUGUCUGCCAAUCAUACAAAGGAGCUCGAGGAAGCGGCUCGUGGACGUGUCGAAGACGUGAUGAGCCUCCGUGCUGCUCAUGAAGAGGAGAUCGGCAGGCUUGCAGCGCAGAAAUCAGAGCUGUCUCUUAGACUAUCCGACCUGGAGGGGGAGAUCGCCACGCUUCAAGCACAGGUUGCGGCUGCGGCUGCAGCUGCACCGAAAAACAGCGGGGCAAUGUCCCCAUCGUCGACUAUGGUCACCAGGGAGGAACUGCAGAGAAUGCACGAGGCGCACAACAUGAAAAUGCACGACGUGGUGGCUGAUCAUGAGCGCAUCGUCAGGGAUCUCAGGAAUGAGGUUGACGGGCUCCAGAACAAGCUGGACGAGGUCCACCAGGACAUCGCACGCAAAUCGAUGGAGAUCCAGUAUCUUGAGCAAGAGCAAGAAGAGAGCCAAGACUCUAUCACUCGAUUAAAGGCAGAUAUCGAACAACUAAGCGGCACAUCCAAUGCAUGAAGGCUCGAUCACCAACCCUCCGCCGUCAGGAUUCACUAGCCUCAUGGAUUCCGCGCAGCUUCCAUCCCCCCUCCUCGUGGUUGGACUAUGUCUGCGGGUGGUAUCCUGCUCUGUCGGGGUUAUUGUUGACUUGCCCUUCCUUUCCUUACCCCUCUCUAUUCGUAAUAUAACAAACUCCCCGCACAUUUUUACCUAUCAUUCUUAUCACUGUCAGAUGUCUCAGUCUAGCAUCAACUUCCUUUUCACUGCAUACCCCCUAUGGUUAAUGACUGCACAUAUCUGGAUGUCUUUCUCUAAUGCGACUGUACCAUUGUAGAUCCUGCAUCGUUUGAAUGGAACUCUUUAAUUAUGCCGACUUCUUACUGCUGUUCUGUACCAAUAGACUCA
Molecule: messenger RNA, 3441 nt
Organism: Suillus discolor
Lineage: Eukaryota; Fungi; Basidiomycota; Agaricomycetes; Boletales; Suillaceae
Exons: 7
Coding region: 70-3054 (994 amino acids)
Source: RefSeq, a predicted model, not a curated record